Pieris macdunnoughi is the source of this 1500-nucleotide messenger RNA. The record is from the annotation of a GenBank genome assembly. Lineage: Eukaryota; Metazoa; Arthropoda; Insecta; Lepidoptera; Pieridae.
AUGUUGUUCCGUGUUACUUUGUCUUUAAUUUUUGUAUUUUUAUUGCCAAUGUUCUUGAGUAUUAAUGGUAGUAAAGAGUUCCGAUUAGGGCGGUCGAAGGGAGGAAAUUUAGGUGCGCCGGCUGAAUACGCAGGUGAAAAUCUUCCUCCAGCACAAUGGUUUCAACAAAAGCUGGACCACUCAUCCCCAACAGAUCAAAGGGUCUGGGAGCAGAGAUACUUUGUAAAUGACUCAUUCUAUAACAACAAAACUGGUCCUAUAUUUCUUAUGGUUGGGGGAGAAGGCCCAGCUAAUCCCAUGUGGAUGACUAAAGGAGCUUGGAUUACUUAUGCUAAAAAAUUUAAAGCUCUCUGCAUUAUGUUAGAACAUCGUUACUAUGGAGAGAGCCAUCCCACAAAGGACUUGAGCACAAAGAACCUUGAAUACCUAUCAUCAUUCCAAGCUUUGGCUGAUAUAGCCAACUUUGUGGAUGCUAUGAAUGUUAAAUAUGAAAAUAAACGGCAACUCAAGUGGGUGGCAUUUGGAGGUUCCUAUCCUGGAUCUCUUGUUGCUUGGUUGAGAGUUAAAUAUCCCCAUCUUAUAUUUAUGUCUGUGUCAUCUAGUGGGCCAUUACUAGCCAAGUUAGACUUUCAAGAAUACUUUGAGGUUGUAGAAAAUGCAUUACUUGAGAAAACAUCCAGCAAGGAUUGUACAAACAAAAUUAAGGCAGCGCAUAAACAAAUUGUUUCUUUGAUGCAAACAAACCCAAGUGUUCUUGAUGACGAGUUCAGAACUUGUAAACCCCUCGAGAACGCCUCUAGGAAUGAUAUUAGGAACUUUUUUAACGGUAUUGCUAAUGAUGUCGCUGGUCUGGUCCAAUACAAUGAAGAUAAUAGAAUAACCAACGACAACACAUAUAACAAUCUCACUAUUAAUACGGUUUGUGAUAUGCUAACUGAUUAUAAGAAUAACACUCCCGCAUACAAAGCCCUGGCUAGCUUCAACUCUAUGAUAUUGGAUCAGAACAACGAGACAUGUAUGGACUAUAGCUAUGAUAAUAUGAUACAAGAGUUAAGGAAUGUGACCUGGGAUUCGUCGGAGGGUGGUCGCCAAUGGAUGUAUCAGACAUGUACCGAAUUCGGCUUCUACCAGACAUCUUCGGGGGAAGAAGAAAUGUUUGGGAACGAUUUUUCUUUGGAAUUCUUCAUACAACAAUGCAUUGAUGUCUUUGGAAAGAAUUUCAAUGAGGCCUUCAUAAAAGCCGGCAUAUCUUGGACCAACAUGGACUACGGCGCACUCGCCAUCAGGGCAACGCGUGUUAUCUUCGUACAUGGAUCCGUGGACCCGUGGCACGCACUCGGCAUGUGCACUACUGCUAUUAACGAAUCUCCGGUCAUCUAUAUUCCAGGUACCGCCCACUGCGCUGACAUGUACCCCGCCCGCGCUUCUGACUUGUCCGAAUUGACCCGUGCCCGUGACACCAUUGAGAGCCGUCUAGCCCAGUGGCUCCAGCUUCCAUGA